UCCCGCCCGGGUCCUCACUGGUUUAUGGGUCUCCAUGGCGACGGCAGGGACCUGUCCAGGAGAGGCAGCCGGGGUGGGGCCUCGGCGGUCCGGGGGCUUCCGUGGUUGCGCCGCCGUUUUCGCUGCUGUGGCUGCCGUGUUCACCCUCACGCUGCCCCCGUCGGUGCCGGGGGGAGACUCGGGGGAACUGAUCACAGCCGCAUAUGAGCUUGGAGUUGCCCAUCCUCCUGGCUACCCUUUGUUCACUCUGGUGGCUAAACUGGCGAUUGAACUGUUUCCUUUUGGUUCAGUUGCCUACCGAGUCAAUCUUCUCUGUGGCUUAUUUGGAGCAGUAGCUGCAUCAUUACUUUUUUUCACCGUUUUCAGGCUUUCUGGCUCGUAUGCUGGAGGAAUCCUUGCUGCGGGGGUGUUUUCAUUUUCUCGUCUAACAUGGCAGUGGUCCAUUGCAGCAGAGGUUUUUAGCUUAAACAAUCUGUUUGUGGGGCUGCUUAUGGCUCUUACUGUACAUUUUGAGGAGGCAGCAACUGCAAAAGAGAGAUCAAAGAUAGCUAAAAUUGGUGCCUUCUGCUGUGGCCUUAGCUUAUGUAAUCAGCACACGAUAGUACUCUAUGUUCUGUGCAUAACACCAUGGAUUCUCUUUCGACUUUUAAAAGAGAAGGAGCUGUCCCUGGGCUCCUUCCUGAGGCUGAGUCUGUGCUUCUGUGCUGGUUUGCUGCCCUACCUCCAUCUUCCUGUCUCCUCGUACCGCAGUCAAGCCCGUUGGACCUGGGGAGACCAGACAACAGUGCCAGGAUUUUUGACACAUUUUCUCAGGGAGGAAUAUGGAACAUUCAGUCUGGCAAAAUCUGAAAUAGGAUCCAGUAUGUCUAAGAUACUGCUUUCUCAGGUAACAAAUAUGAGGACAGAGCUCUCAUUCAACAUUCAAGCCCUUGCAGUUUGGGCAAAUAUAUGUUUAACAAGAAAGCACAGACAGAAUUCUUCGUUAGUCUGGCUUUUUACUGGAAUGCUUUGCAUUUAUUCAUUGUUUUUUGCUUGGAGGGCAAAUUUAGAUCUCGCGAAACCACUUUUCAUGGGUGUGGUAGAACGGUUCUGGAUGCAGAGCAAUGCAGUGGUGGCCGUGCUCGCUGGCAUUGGUUUGGCUGCACUUGUGUCUGAGAGUCACCGAAUCCUGAACAACAACAUUGGGCUUCAAUGUCUGGAAUGGCUUUCAGCAACGAUUUUUGUAACUUAUCAGAUAUAUUCUAAUUACAGCAUUUGUGACCAAAGGACCAACUACGUGAUCGAUAACUUUGCAAAGAACCUUCUAGCCUCUAUGCCUCAUGAUGCAAUUAUCUUACUCAGAGGAGAUUUGCCAGGGAAUUCUCUCCGUUACAUGCAUUACUGUGAGGGGUUGAGGCCAGAUAUUUCUUUAGUGGAUCAGGAAAUGAUGACUUAUGAGUGGUAUUUGCCCAAGAUGGCAAAGCAUUUACCAGGUGUCAACUUUCCUGGGAAUCGGUGGAAUCCUGUGGAAGGAAUAUUACCCAGUGGGAUGGUCACAUUUAAUCUUUAUCAUUUUCUUGAAAUAAAUAAACAAAAAGAAACAUUUGUUUGCAUAGGAAUUCAUGAAGGUGACCCCACCUGGAAAAAGAACUAUUCACUUUGGCCAUGGGGCUCUUGUGACAAAUUAGUUCCUUCGGAGAUUGUGUUCAACCCUGAGCAGUGGAUUAAACUUACAAGAAAUAUCUAUAACUGGACUGAAGAAUAUGAACGGUUUGAUCCAUCUUCUUGGGAAUCUGUGGCCAAUGAAGAGAUGUGGCAAGCAAGGAUGAAAACAGCUUACUUCAUCUUUAACCUGGCAGAAACUGCUAAUAUGCCUUCAAAUGUGAAAGUACAACUCUACACCCACGCAUACAAUCUUUAUAAGGAGAUUGUCUAUUUACAAAAGAAACACCCCGUGAAUUGGCACAAGAACUAUGCUAUCGCCUGUGAGCGGAUACUGCGUCUUCGGGAAAAGGAUGCAGACCCUGAAGUCCUGUUAUCUGAGACCAUCAAACAUUUCCGUCUCUACACUCAGAAAGCACGGAAUGACCCACAGCUGGCUGAUAUUUCAGUUGCUCUAAAGCACCUAAGAAAAGAACUGCAAAGUCUGAGAAAUAUGAAAAAUAUUGCAGGCAGCAAAAUGUGAAAAACCUGCUUGUCAUUCAGCUUCCAAAAUUCUGAAAAGUUUUUCCUCCAAGAAAGGAAACUAUAAAAAUGGAAAACAAAGUCGUCUCCCAGAUAUGAGGAAUGUGAGACAGCAGUACUGUUCAGUGAAGUGGUUAGUAACUGAGACGUGCUAUUUUGCAAAAUUCUCAUCAUCCCCUGUUACCAAAUUAGCAUUUUGGUGAGGACCUUUGGAAUAAUCUUCCUACUUCUUCAGCCUUUCCCCAAAUGACAAUGCUUGAUUGGAUUCCAGAAAAGAAUGACAUAGUUUCAUAUUCUUAAAUAUUGACCCUGAAUCUUUUAGGGGUCCUGCUUAUUAGUGGUAUUAAUGGGAUCGGUUGUGAUGGUAAAUUCUUAAGAGAUUAAGACCAGACCCAAAGACAUUUUCUUUUACCUGCAAGUGAAAUAGUCUUUAGAAAGAGUGAAUCUUGCUAUGCUUCAAGUCCAAAUACUUUUGUUUUUUUCCUUUUGAAUAACCAUGUUGGUUAUAUAAUCAUAUCCUUCAAGCUAAACACCAGUCAGCUGACAUUUUGAAAAUGGUUUGGGUUUUAUUGUCUUAGCUGGUUCUCUGAAAUCACCCAAAAGAAAAACUAACUUAAUGUUUGCUGAUUUCAGUUACAUAAACUGAUUGGCAGGUAAAAAGGAUUUUGGAUUUCCUUAAUUAAUUUUUUUAUUUAUGUUUUACUUCUGUUUGGACUCAUAGAUCUAGGUCCAAUAAUUAGCAGGCUCCUACUGCCGGGUGGGGGGAAGGCGGGGACCAGGGGGAUGGGGAAAUGGCUCAAUAAAUCCAUUUCUGUUACAAGCAUCUUUUAUACAUAUUACUAAAGAGAACAUAGUAAGAAAUGCAAAUAAUAGUUCUUUAUUUUAUUAUGACAGUUAAUUAAUAGCAACCUGUUUUAAUGAAUAAAGUCACUCAGAGUCCUUCAGCACUUCCUAAGUAGAGGCCAGAAUCUGUAGGGAUUCUUUUCCCCCCAAUUGUAUGGCUCCUAGACUCCAAGCACUAUAUAGGCCCCUGUAUAGAAAUGCUCACUAAUGAAGAGGGAGGGCUAGAAGCUUGUCUGCAUUCAAAGAUCACUGGUGAGUCAUUCAGCAAGAAAAGGCCCCUUACCAGGAAUAGUCACAGUUCCGUGGCAUUGUACUAGCAAAAGGGUCUGAUCAAAGGUCUCCUGUGGAGCUUGCAUGGUUCCCUUUCAUACUACGACCAUAAUUAAAACCACUAAUUCUCUUUUAAAAUGCUGCAGGAUGCCAUGUAGGCAUCUGUCUGGAGUGUCCUUUGUGAUGUCAUAAGCUGUUAAGGACCAGUGCCGAGGGCUUUUGAGUGAAAUGCCAGUCAUGAAGGUGCUUCAAGACAAGGGUGCCUCUAAAAGCUUGACAGGGCCUUGACUGCACAAUUCGAGCUGAAUUUGCCCCUUGUCAGCUGCCAGUAAAUAAAUCUCAAAGGGGGAAAAGCUGAAGUUUCAUUACCUGAUCCAUGGGGCUUUGUUGGUUUUGGCAUCACACAGGGGAAGCUCUUGCCCCUCCAUUCUCUGGAUUUGAAGAUGUCCAUUGGAGCCUGCAGGGCCUGGACAGGGUUCAGAGCGGAACCUUUUGAAGAGUGUCAGUAGUUGUAACAGUUCAGCUGUUAGGAAGACAAAUAAAUGGAGGAGCUCAUUAAUCCGCUUUUGGCUCUCGCUGCCUUUUGCCCUUUUAUCACAGCCUUAUUAGGCUCCUACUCAUCUUGAACCAGAAAAAAAUGAAUUGAAGUUGUUGAGUACUAAUUGGCAAAGACUUUUAAUCAUGGGCCAAGAACUUUCACUGACUUGAAAGUAACUUCUCCACAGGGAAGAACCCGAAACCUGGUUUACCUUAAAACAAAAACCUGUUGAAGUUCAGUGUGGUGUAAAAAUUUAAGGAAGCGUUGAUAAAAUGUCUAAGUUUAUCCAUUUGAAAGAAAUUAUGUAAGAUUAUGAUUUUAUACUUUUCAAAUAAAAAGGAAAAUAAAAUAUUCAA
Orycteropus afer afer is the source of this 4170-nucleotide messenger RNA. RefSeq names its product transmembrane protein 260 (gene TMEM260). The record is from RefSeq and is a predicted model, not a curated record. Lineage: Eukaryota; Metazoa; Chordata; Mammalia; Tubulidentata; Orycteropodidae.